Messenger RNA from Trichoderma citrinoviride, 411 nucleotides. RefSeq lists its product as hypothetical. Lineage: Eukaryota; Fungi; Ascomycota; Sordariomycetes; Hypocreales; Hypocreaceae. The record is from RefSeq and is a predicted model, not a curated record. The transcript has 3 exons. The coding region runs from base 1 to 411 and encodes 136 amino acids.
AUGGCGCAGUUGCCGAGAAGUAUUUCGCUGGUCAACUUGGAAACCGAUAGCAUUGGUGGCUGUUCCAACACGACAUACGCAACCUCCGAGAUGCGUCUCAAGAACAACGUCAGGAAUCUUUAUGAGCGCAUGCAGCAGGCUUUGCGUCAUGGCAGGCGGAAGCAGAGGCGCGGAUUGGAAAUUUCUUCUCCGUUUGGUCUCAAGAAAGAACCUGUUCUUCUUCCUGGCAUCUCUCAAGAAGAACUGAGCAUACUGCGAGAGAAGGCCGCCGCUAGUCAAAUCGGUGUCGCCGAGGACUCCAUGUACCCCGACCCAACCUCCAGCCUGCCUCGGUCAAUCCGUUCUCGCUCCCCUUACCGAAGCCCCUCGCCUUUCUCUAUUGCCUCUGCCAAAGAGCAGCAGGCCAACUGA